CUCCCGACUGACGCCAAAGGGAACAAACGAAAACACACUUCAGUUUGGAUGGAGAUGGACUUGAGAUGGGGAUUACCGGGGACAUUAUUACGUAGCACUUUUCUUUGACCAGGUCACAACAUUCAACUCAGAAGUGGUGAAAAGUCAAGAAGUAGGCAGAAAAGUCCACUUGAGAGUUCAAACGGUGGAAACUGUUUCAAGUGAAAAUACAGAGACAGAAGUUACUUGGGAAAGUAUAUUCUUGGUCUUCUUGCAAGUGACAGAAGUUGGAACAUUUCAAGUUUUGAACAAAAAAGCAGGUGCACCGUUCGUAGCGAAGCCAGUUAGUGAAAGCAUCGUUAACUCGUCGAAACGACACCCGCGAUAGGGUCCCGGCGCUCUCGCCACACUUGUGAGGAUAAUCGCCUCAGAUCAUCACGGAUGGACGGAGGUUGUGGGCACCCAACUGCCACAAGAUGGCGCCAGAUUGGUGGCGCCAGCAACUGGACACGAGGCAGGACGUUCCGGUCCUCUCCACUCACCAAACUGCAGAAUUGAUGGUCAACCCAGGAACGCAACAAACAACAUCCGCGACGUUUCUUUCGUCUUCGGUCGCCGGCAGCAAGACUCCAAAUCCCAGAGUGCCCCUGGCGCCGCGCACGCGCACGCGCACGGGAGCGCCCGGCCACCCUCAUGCGGAUGCGUCGCUGCUACGUGAAAUGGCGGCUUCGGAUCGACUCGUUUAAGUCACCCGAGUCCUCCUCGCGCCGAACCUCACGCGGACCUCUUCGUCCUUCUCGGGCACACUUUGGACUUCUGGCGACACGCAAGGUGCGAUGGCGAAGCGGAACGCGGACAAAGAGCUGACGGACCGCAACUGGGACCAGGAGGAGGAGGGAGAAGAGGCCGGAACCUUCUCGGUGGCCACGGAAGACGUGAUGAAAAAACGCGCCAUCAAGAAGGCCAAGCGGCGGAACGUCGGCCCGGAGGGGGAGCCCGGCGGGGCCUUCAGAGGGUUCAAGGGCUUCUCGGCGAGCGCCCCCUCCGCGCCGACGCCCUUCUCCGCCUUCGGCAACGGCGCCGGGUUCAAGGGCUUGAGCUCUCUGACCAACGGGAGCGGCGGCGCCUUCCUCGCGCUCUCCUUCGCCGACGCGUCGUCCUCGGCGUCUCCGGCCGCGAGCGCGGCGGGGGCGGCGUUCAACGGCUCGGCCGGCAAGGAGUACGGACGGCAGCUGACGGCGCUCAACUGCUCCGUCCGCGACUGGAUCAGCAAACACGUGGACGACAACCCGCUGUGCGACCUGCAACCCAUCUUCCGCGACUACGAGCGCCACCUGGCUAGCAUCGAGCGGCAGUACGGCGCGGCGGCAUCGGGCGCGCAGGACCGCAAAGCCCGCCCCUCGCUUCCUGCCUCUCCGUCCUCGUUUUCUUUCAAGGGCGAGAACGAGGAGUCGCCCGCUGCCACGUUCGACCCGGGUCAGAAGACGGCCACGCCCGCCUUUUCCUUGUUUGGAGGCGCCUCGCGGCCCCCCGCCGAGACGGACCGCGCCGGGCCUUCAGAGGCGAACGAGGACGACGCGUACGAGCCGCCCGAACCCGACGUGAAGGAGGUCAAAGAAGACGACGCCUUCUACUCCAAGAGGUGCAAACUUUUCUACAAGAAGGACGGCGAGUUCAAGGAGAAAGGCGUGGGCACGCUGCACCUCAAAGAGACGGCCGGCGGCAAAACGCAGAUGAUCGUCAGGGCGGACACCAACCUGGGAAACAUCCUCCUCAACGUGCUGCUGCCCGCCGGCGUGCCGUGCUCGCGGGUGGGCAAGAACAACGUGAUGGUGGUGUGCGUGCCCAACCCGCCCGUGGACGACAAGAACCCGGGCACCCCCGUGCCCCUCCUCAUCCGCGUCAAGACCGCCGACGACGCCGACCAGCUGCACCGGACUCUGGAGGAGAAGCGAGGCUGAACGCCGGCCCGUCUUGAGCUGCGACAUUCCCUCCGACUUUUCUUUUGCUUUCACUCUUAUUUUGGCGGGGCGCGUGUGCCGGGUUGGGGUUUCCUGCUGAGCUGAACCACAAGGAGGGACUUUGGGGUUCUCCUUUCCUCCGUCACGGACUCUGAAAGACAGACUUUUUUUUUUUUUUUUUUUUUUUGUCGUCGUUGUUGUUGUAGUCCCCCCCCCCCCCCCCGGUGCCCUUGGCACCGCGCCCCAGACGCCUGUCGGGAAGAACGCAAACAAGAACUUUGUCAAUCUCGUUUAUUCUGUCGCGAGCGCCGAACGGACGACGUGAAGUGUAUCAAAAUCGAGCCGAGCCGUGUCACGUUUGUUCCCGCUUCAAGAAAAACUAUUAAAAAAGUCCAAAUGUCA
Messenger RNA from Syngnathoides biaculeatus (alligator pipefish), 2342 nucleotides. RefSeq names its product nucleoporin 50 (gene nup50). The record is from RefSeq and is a predicted model, not a curated record. Gene Ontology annotation, biological process: protein import into nucleus. Bases 816 to 1940 code for a protein of 374 amino acids. The transcript has 10 exons. NCBI's taxonomy places the organism in Eukaryota, Metazoa, Chordata, Actinopteri, Syngnathiformes, Syngnathidae. Gene Ontology annotation, cellular component: nuclear pore.